AUGGUAAAAAGGGUCAAGGCUCACACAGUGUCUGAUCACCACAAAUACGUUGACAUCUACACGAAGAUCUACAAGUUUCCGGUGGAUAAUGUCACGGUGCGUAGUUGUUGCUGUUCCCGGAUAUAUCUUCUGGAUAUUCAUGUGCCUGCUGGCAGUUCCUUUUUGCAGUUGAAACUCCUGCCCAUGCGCCACGAUCAUGGCUAUAGGCCGUUCUUCAUGAACCUGACCUUCGAUAUUUGUGCGUUCUUUAGGAAUCUGCAGAAUGAGAAUGGAGCUAGGCAGCUGAUCCUGCGAGAGCUCUUCCAGACGGUCAAGCCGUACACGAACAUCAAUCACACGUGUCCCUACCAUCAUGAUGUGGAAGUUUCCAAGUUGUGGACUGGCAAUCUGGAGGCACGAUUUCUGCGCCAUCUGCCACUGCCCCACGGGGACUACAGUCUCUGCCUCAGCUGGUACACCUCCAGCGUUCAUCGAGCCACUGUCAAGGUGUACUUUAGGCUAACCGACAGCUAAAUACAAAAUC
Messenger RNA from Drosophila guanche, 523 nucleotides. RefSeq lists its product as uncharacterized. Lineage: Eukaryota; Metazoa; Arthropoda; Insecta; Diptera; Drosophilidae. The transcript is spliced from 3 exons. The coding region runs from base 1 to 513 and encodes 170 amino acids. The record is from RefSeq and is a predicted model, not a curated record.